Molecule: messenger RNA, 3153 nt
Organism: Manis javanica (Malayan pangolin)
Lineage: Eukaryota; Metazoa; Chordata; Mammalia; Pholidota; Manidae
Gene: SCYL3
Product: SCY1 like pseudokinase 3
Biological process (GO): protein phosphorylation
Molecular function (GO): protein kinase activity; ATP binding
Source: RefSeq, a predicted model, not a curated record
CCCGCGGGGCCCGCCGUGGCUUCCGUGCCUGGUCGCCCAGGAGCCGGGGUCCGGGGAGCUGAGCACCCGACGUGCCUUUCCGCCGCCGACUCACGUGCUCACCUACAGCCGCUGAGGCGGGGCCCUCGCCGCGAGCCCUGCCGCUGUGGAAGGACACACACGCGCGCCGAGGACAAACCACCACGACCAGCGACGCAGCCGAGGGCACCCCCGGCCUUCCGACGCUGCGGCGCAGGACCGGCCCCGCCUACCCGCAGCUCCAGCAGCGCUCGCCGAACUCCGGCCCGGGGCGCCGCCAAGCAGGGCGACGGCUGAAGACGUCACCGCCCGCCGGUCCUCGCCAACUACCGUGUCCUUGUCCCCGCGCCGUCCUGUUACGUCAGAGAGAGGCGGUCGGCGGCCAUUUUGGAUUCGGGCGGAAGCCGAAGGAGACCGGCGCGGUCGGGAGCCUCAAAAUUAAGUCGGGACAAGUCGGCUCGUCCUAUUCAAAGACUAGGAGAGACGCCAUCUUCACCGGUUUGCUGGGCCCCAAGGAGGAGCUGCGGCCCCGGGCGCCCGAGGGAUGGGGUCGGAGAGCAGUGCCCUGAAGAGCUACACGCUUGAAGCGCCACCGUUCACCUUGCCCACCGGACUGGCUGUCUAUCCUGCUGCCCUGCAAGAUGGCAAAUGCGCUUCGGUUUUUGUGUAUAAGAGAGAAAACAAAGACAAGGUUAAUAAAGCCGCCAAGCACUUGAAAACGCUUCGGCACCCGUGCCUGCUGAGGUUUCUGUCCUGCACGGUGGAGGCCGACGGCAUCCAUCUGGUCACGGAGCGGGUGCAGCCGCUGGGAGUGGCCCUGGAAGCGCUGUCCCCCGCGGAGGUCUGUGCCGGGAUCUAUGACGUGCUGCUGGCGCUCGUCUUCCUUCACGACAGAGCAGGAAGGCUCGCCGUGAUCGUCUUCGGUGAUCAGCGGUCAGUGUUUCUGAGCUUCUGCUCCAGAAAUGGGAACGCCCCUCCCGUCCCUGCUCCCCAGGGCCGCCUGACGCACAACAACGUGUGCCUGUCGUCCGUGUUCGUGAGCGAGGACGGGCACUGGAAGCUGGGCGGCAUGGAGACGGUGUGCGCGGUGCCCCAGGCCACCCCGGAGUUUCUGAAGAGCAUCCAGUCAGUGAGAGACCCCACAUCUGUCCCUCCUGAGGAGACGUCUCCAGACUUCACGACCCUGCCAGCAUCACACGGACACGCCAGGGACGCCUACUCGUUCGGGAUGUUGGUGGAGCGCGUGCUCACGGUCUUGAGCGAGCAGGGCCGACCCCGCCUGCCGGCCUCCAGCUGUAGUCCUGCAGGGGGGGUCCUGGGGACCGACGAGCUCUGGACUUCAGUUUCAGCGGGCGCCCUCCCCAGCUUCCGGCAGACCCUGCGCCCAGCCCUGCUGAACCCCUCGCCUCAGAGCCGGCCCGCGCUGCGCACCCUCCUGUCCCAUGACUUCUUCAGGAAUGAUUUUCUAGAAAUUGUGAAUUUCCUGCAAAGUUUAACAUUGAAGAGUGAAGAGGAAAAAGCUGAAUUCUUCAAGUUCCUGCUGGACAGAGUCAGCGGCUUGUCGGAGGAGCUCAUAGCCUCGCGGUUGGUGCCUCUCCUGCUCAAUCAGCUGGUGUUCGCUGAGCCCGUAGCUGUUAAGAGCUUUCUCCCUCAUCUGCUUGGCCCCAAACAAGCCCCUGCGCAGGGAGAGGCCGCCUGCCUGCUGUCGCCGGCGCUCUUCCGCUCGCGCGUGGUGCCCGUGCUGCUGCGGCUGUUCGAGGUCCACGAGGAGCACGUGCGCGUGGUGCUGCUGUCACACCUGGAGGCCUACGUGGGGCACCUCCCGCGGGAGCAGCUGAGGACGGUCGUCCUGCCGCAGGUGUUGCUGGGCCUGCGCGAUACCAGUGACUCCAUUGUGGCAAUCACUCUCCACAGCCUGGCCGUGCUGGUCUCCUUGCUGGGCCCCGAGGUGGUGGUAGGAGGGGAGAGAACCAAGAUCUUCAAGCGCACCGCCCCCAGUUUCACUAAAACUGUCGACCUUUCUCCAGAAGGCGAUCACUUUACGCAGCCUGUUAAAUUUCCCUUAAACGGAAUCUCAGAUGUGAAGAGCGCCUCGGGAGACACUGACAGCUUCCCAGGUCCUGACGAGUGGCCGGACUGGGGCGAGCCUGGGGACCAAGCUGGCAGCACACAGGCUGGCCCCGUGGAGCCCCGUGGCACCGCCCAGGCCCCCCGCCCUGGCGAGGAGGAGACAUGGGGUGACACCGGCCUCCACAGCAGCCCUGUGGAGCCUGCACUGGCCAGGGAGGCCACGCUUCUGCAGUCAUGCCCACCCCAAAAGCCUGAGCUCACACAAGGGGACCACCCUAGCCUAGCCAGGCCACCGAAGACACUGUCACACGACAGGCGCCCAAAGCUUCCAUCGGAACUCAGUUUAGGAGAGGAGUUUACCAUUCACGUGAAGCAGCAGCCAGUACGAGACACCGAGUUGGACUGGUUUGCAGACAUGACCCCAGAAAUUAAGCCUUCAGCUGCUCUCGUGUUGCCUGAACUGACGGCACAAAUGGUGGCUCCCAGCAGAGCCACAGCCUCACCAGUGAUGUUUUCCUCGAAAUUUGCUGCGGCAGCGACUGUGGAGGUGCCGGCUGAAGGCUGGGGAGAAGGGGAGCUCGGCUGGGACGACAGCAGCUGGUGACAGUGGCAGGGACAGGGUCCCCUGUUCAAGCCAAACUUGUACCUCAAAAGCAGGCUCUGCAGACGAGAGCCCAGAGCGUUCGGCACUGGGAGACACCCUGGCGGGGAGCCCACAGGCAGCGGCUGGCUGUGACCGGUUUCUAUCACGAGCAAGUGGCAGUGGAAAGGGUGGCUCUGCUGCGUUUUGUCCAGGACAAUUCCAGAAGAAAAUAAAUACAAAGAUCCAAGCUUGAUUAGCUUAAUUUCGUGCCAUUUCUUUAACAGAAGAGCAGGCUCUAUUGUGAAGUACAAAUGUACUAAAAUAGCAAUUUCAAAUCAUUUCUUUACCUGAGAUGUCCUUAGGCAGCUUGUUUCUCUACAGGUGUACAAGCAGCCCCCAGGCAGGCCCUGACUGCUCCACGUGUACCAAAGAGGGGGCCCCACGGUCUUGUACUGGGUCCAAUAAAGACUAUUUUCACUAGA